This is a messenger RNA of Aptenodytes forsteri (emperor penguin), 849 nucleotides long. RefSeq names its product alpha-2-macroglobulin. The record is from RefSeq and is a predicted model, not a curated record. The annotation marks the transcript as partial. Lineage: Eukaryota; Metazoa; Chordata; Aves; Sphenisciformes; Spheniscidae. The transcript is spliced from 6 exons. Gene Ontology annotation, cellular component: extracellular region.
CGUAACGGUCUGUUCUGCCUGGAAACAGCAGCAGAUGAGAAAGAAAACCACGUGUACACCAAGGCACUGAUGGCGUACGCCUUCGCCCUGGCAGGGAAGGAGGAGAAGCGGAAGGCAUUGCUCGGCUCACUUGAAAAGGAAGCUGUGAAAAAGGAUGGGUCUGUUCAUUGGCAGCGGCCUGGGAAAGAGCCAGAGGUUGAUCUCCCGUACUAUCGCUACCGAGCUCCCUCUGCUGAAGUGGAGAUGACGGCCUACGUGCUCCUUGCUCACCUCACCACGCAGCCGGCACCUUCCCAGGAGGAGCUGUCAUUUGCAUCUCUUAUUGCAAAGUGGAUCAGCGGUCAGCAGAAUCCCAAUGGAGGCUUCUCCUCCACCCAGGACACAGUGGUGGCUCUCCAAGCCCUGUCCCUGUACGGAGCUGUCACCUAUGCCAAGAGCGGAGCAGCCUCCAAAGUGACCCUGCGAUCUGGAGGGGACUUCCAGCAAGACUUCCAGGUGGAUCCCACAAACCGGCUGCUGCUCCAGCGCGUGCCCCUGCCCCAGGUGCCAGGGGAGUACAGCACGGAGGUGUCUGGUGAAGGGUGCGUCUACCUGCAGACAAGCCUGAGGUACAACGUGCAGCCCACGCAGGAGGAUGCGCCCUUCAUGCUCCAUGUGUACACGAUCCCAGAGACAUGUGAGGGCUCCAAGGCUCACAAGGUCUUUGACAUAGGCAUAAAUGUCAGUUACACUGGGGAGCGCAAUGGCUCCAACAUGGUGAUUGUUGAUGUGAAGAUGCUGUCGGGAUUCAUCCCCGUGAAGUCCUCCGUGAGGAAGUUCUUCCACCCCUCCGCUGUGGAGGAGGGGUGA